Messenger RNA from Symbiodinium natans, 4569 nucleotides. Lineage: Eukaryota; Dinophyceae; Suessiales; Symbiodiniaceae. The record is from the annotation of a GenBank genome assembly.
AUGGGCCACUUCGCCUAUCGCCUGAACAACGAGGUCCUGGUCGUCCCACCCGAGGACACCGUGGAUUCCGUGGCGAAGAAGCUAGAGGACAAGCAGCAGCAGCUGGAGGACUGGCAGCAGGCGGUGGGUGAGGCCCGGUCGAAACACUAUUUCCUGUGGCUCGGCAGGGAAUUGAACUACUACACGGUCCGGGAGCUUUGCUUCCUGACUGACCAGCUGCCAGAAAUUGGCAACGACCAGGCGUGGAAGAAGAUCUGGAUGUCGUGGGUCAUGCGUGGCCUUGCGCGACUCUGGCUGCUGGCCUUCUGCUGCGGAGUCGCUCGCGCUGUUGAGAACUGUGAGGUUCUGCAAGGCAGGGUUGAGUCCUCCUUGCUCGGAAGCAACCAGAGUUGGGCAGAUGCCAUCACGGCUGUGGCCAAAGGCGCCAGCAUGGGAUGCGGGCGAUGCUUCUUCUACUUGGGAGCUCUUCUCGCGCUCAGCGAGCCGGAGGUCUCGCGCUUUGCACAUUUCAAGGUGUCUGCUGAGGGAGGCAUUCAGUUUCAGUGGACUGAAGGGCUUUCAGAACCUGUGACCUCCACCGAAACGGAGAUUUUAGAUCGACCCUUGCUGGCAUACUACAUCGGAGCCGAGAAGCGGGAUGCGCUGUCGACGCUGGCCCUGUCGAACUACAUGCUGAAGGGCAUGACACUGGGUGGCACUGAGAAGUGGUGGCAGGGCACCUCAGAUGAGGCCGAUGUGCCAUCCAUCAGCCGCCUCCCCCGCGGGCGCCACGCCCGCAAUUCGACGUUGUGUCCGCUGACACUGCGAGCGCUGGAGGUGGUGGCCGAGAGAGCUGCUUCGAAUGAGGACAAGGGUCUUGAUGCCAGUGCCUUAAACUUCUACGUCCGGAACGCCACAGAGGGCCGGCGAGCCCAGAAAGAGCUGUACGACUGGAUGUCCGCCCGAUCGCGGGAUGGAUGGGUGCCUGCGAAGAACGCGCUGGCACUCUUCCAACUGCAUGGCGAUGAAGAUGUGGGAGUGGCUCAAAAUACAUCGCAAGCUGCCACACUGCUGGAGUCCGCGGCCCGGGAUGGAAGUGCAGAGGCGUCCUGGACGUCACUGCUCUGGCAUGCCAGAAACGGCAACGCGAGCGGCAUUCUACACCACGCCCGUCGAGUUCGGGACUCCCGUGCUCCCCAGCGACAGAAAGUCAUGGCGCAGCACUAUCUGCACCUUCAUGGCGCAGAUGCGAAUGCCACCUUGGCGGGAGUGUACCUGCUUGCUGCCGCAGAUCUCGGCGAUCCCAACGCGCAGCAGAUGGUCGGCCAUGCCUAUGCAGGGCUCAGGCUGCCAGAGCUGUCGAAGGCUGAGAUUCCGGGUGCUCCCAGCGAGGGCCGGGCACUGAAGUACUAUGCCCUUGCUGCUCGGCAAGGGCGGCCCGUGUCCGCCGUGAAUGCCGUCGCGCUCACACUGCGGCGAAGCCGGGGCGAUGGCCAUGGCUGCCAGUUUGCGGCGUCCACGCUGCAGAGGGUGGCGUUGUCUUUCCAUCCCGACGUGCUCUUCCUGCAUACUGAUGCUCGCUGGCACGUUCUUGAGAACAGGCAGGAGGGCGCGUUGGUUCGUUAUGCUCUCCUCUCCGAGCUUGGCUCCACAAGCGCCCACGCUAACGCAGCCGACUUGUGGGUUCGGGGCCACUCCGGCGACGGGAGAUUCCGGUGCUGGAGGUCGAAGGGACCUGGGGUUGCUCAGGAUUGUGAGCUGGACUAUCGCCGUAGAGCAGCCGCCUCUGGCGACGUGGAUGCGAUGCUCCAGGUCGCGAGCUCCCACCUGUCCCGGGGCGAGGCGGCCCAGGCAUACGAGUGGACGCUCCAAGCAAGCGUGGCCGGGAGCUCUCAGGCCAACUUCAGCCUGGCGUACCUGAAGCAGCACGGCCUUGGAACCGAGCAGGAUCUGAGCGGAGCUUGCGCCACUUACUGCGCCUUCCUCGAUCUGGACACGGAGCCACUGCUUGUGAGAGGCAUGGCCCUCAUGCAACUUGGGAAACCGCUUAUGAUCGUCUUCUUGGCACGGCUAGGCAAAAGGUGCGUGGAUCUCAGAGCCGAGCCCGAGGUCACGCGCAAGAAGAUCAUCUCGAGCCUGAAAGGUAAUCUUGGUCUUCUUCGCGCCUCUUCAAGUGAUGCAGACAAGGAGGUCAAGCUUCUCAACGACGUGGGCCAGCUCCUGAACGAGCUCUUCGAGGGGGUGGCGCCGCAGUUGCGGCCACUUCAGGGCCUCACGGAAGUGAAGCAGCAGCUCCAGGGCGAUCUGCUGAUCCGAAGCAUGCAGAACAGGGAGCAGGGAGUGCCCAUCUUCGUCUGCUGCGCGGAUGAAGCCUGCAAGGUCACGGAGCUCGUCCUCUCCAUCUACACGCGCCGAGAGCGAGUGCCGGAGGCCGAAGAGCUCCUCCUGUGCUCGAGCCACACUACCCUGGAGGAGAUUGAGCUGCUGCUGCGGCGCUUCUUCCACGCCAGGAAGCACCAGCGCGAAGAUCGGCUCUACUGCGUCGGAAAUGUGCACUUGCUGCCCUACGUCACGCAGUGCGGGACGGUGGAGGCUUUGAGGAAGAUGGAGGAGCAGUUUGGUUUCGAGCACGCCAGUGCUUUGGUCUUUGCCAGCGGCAUGCCAAACCAGAUGCUUAUGAACGCCCUCAACAGGCAUAACCUCGCCGUCAGCAUCCUGCACAAGGACCUGCUCAAGAAUGCGGUCGAGAUGGUAGGGAAGGAUACGAUCAUCCAGGAGAUGAGAGAAUUCCGAGACGGGAGGAAGAAUGAGGUGAGGAGUUGGAAGGUGCUUGGGAUGUUGCCAGGAAGUAACUCCAUGUCCAUCGUGUCGUUGUUUUUGCAUAUGUUGAUGCACAAUGCAAACGUUGGGAGCAAAAUGCCACAGUUGGCAGCUCUUCGCCUGUUCGUGUCCCUUGACCGCGAGGUGAGGAAGAAGAUUCUCCAAAUCAUGGUCAUAGAGGAUGAGGAAGUGACCCGCUACCUAGAAUUCCUCGGCAUCAAGUCACUGGAAGACGUGGACAUGAUCAGCGAGCUUGCGAGCCUUAUCGAGACUCGUCCGGAGGUAUUCGGAGAUGACGAUUUGGCGCUGUACGCGCUCUCGUCGUUUUUGGUGCGGUUCCAACGGAUUUUCCUCGUCAAAGAGCCGGAGUCUGUGUCGAAGUGUGCGAGAAGGAAGCUCCGUAUCGGAGGACCGAAGGACUUGGAAGUUCCCGUCGGCGCGGUGCAUGCGGCUGUGUUCACGGUCGACUAUACGGAAAGGUCCGUGUCCUUUGGAUGGAACUUGAAGCAUCGAUUCUGGGAGGUCUUUGAGGUGAGGUUGGUGCUGCUCUACAUGGGGGCGCGGCUGGUGGUGGGGCGUCUUCGUCAAGUCCUCCCGCUACUCCACAAGAUGGUGCUGCUCUACAUGGAGGUCUACAUGGUGGUCCUGCUGCUCCACGACUUGGACGAGCCCGAGGUGAUGGACUGGGACCCGCAGGAGGGGGACAACAGUGGGUUGAUGCAACAUGAGCUGGUCAUGAGGCGCAUAAAUGAGGCUCGCCAAUUGGAGGAUGCACAGGGGGAGGUGGAUGUGGCGUUGGUGGAGAUGAGGGAGCACCUCGAGCGACAUGGAGCAGAAGGGGUUCUACCUGAACUACGCUGGGGAGUUCGUCAGUGGGUGGAGGAGGAGAAACGGGGUGCGCGUUUCAUGUUGCAAAUACUACGCCGCAUUGAGGUGGAGGUCCUUGGGUGUGGUGGGGUGGAACUUCCGCGUGAACGGCGACCUCGUGACAUCAUGGGAGAGACGCGGGCUGUAACGUGGGCGAGACAGUUCCGGGAGAGGCUGGGGCGCAUCGCCAGGAGAGAAGCGCAAAUUUCAGCGCCGAGACGUGCCGGGCGAUCACGCUCACCGAGGCGAAGCACUGGGGAGGCGGCUACUUCAAGCGGGGCGACGUCGUCCGGGACUACGCGCACAGACUUGGUGGAUGGUGGGCUGGAGAAUGGGGCGCCUGUGGAACAUGGAGUGCUGGCGGUGGCAAAUGGGAUGAUGGCGAUCGAGGAUGGGAUGCUGGCGGUUGAGGAUGGGAUGCUGGCAGUCGCGGAUGCCACGUUGGACACUGCUGGGGAGGGGGAGAUAGGAGUGGAGGAGGUGGCAAGUCGUGGAGGUGAUGGGGAGGAUGACAACUCCGACAGCGACGCCACGGUCCUGAUGGUGAUGCCACUGCCUGGGUUGUGGACUAUGUCUUUGCCACGGGCUACGUCUUCAUCCUCGCCGCGGACUAUGUCUUCCUGGACUAUGACCUUGGCCUCGUCGCGUCCGAUUUCCUCUUGGGGUGCGGGUGGAGAAGUUGGUGAGGUGGGGGGUGGAAAACCUGAAGAAGUGGCCUCUUUGCGAACCACGAUGGGCGGUGGAGGAGGUGGUGAAAACCAUGGGGAGGAUCGUGCAGAUGAAGAAUGUCGACCGGGGGGCGGUGAUGGAAAGGGUGAUGGUAUGGGUGGUGGUGAUCGUGGUCGUGUCCUACCUGUUCGACUGGGGGUGGACUAUGAAUGUGAGGAGGGAGAGGAGGAGUAG